Messenger RNA from Castor canadensis (American beaver), 969 nucleotides. RefSeq names its product olfactory receptor 10R2-like. The record is from RefSeq and is a predicted model, not a curated record. Gene Ontology annotation, cellular component: membrane. Gene Ontology annotation, biological process: G protein-coupled receptor signaling pathway. Gene Ontology annotation, molecular function: olfactory receptor activity; G protein-coupled receptor activity. NCBI's taxonomy places the organism in Eukaryota, Metazoa, Chordata, Mammalia, Rodentia, Castoridae.
GUUAAGCUCUGGGGCCAAGUCAACCAAGCAAAUUUCUCAUCUGUCACAGAGUUCCUUUUGCUGGGAUUCUCCAGUCUUGGAAAAAUUCAGCUCAUCCUCUUUGUUCUUUUUCUAUGCCUCUAUAUGAUUAUUCUGAGUGGAAACAUCAUUAUUGUUACUGUCAUCUGCCUGGAUCACAGUCUCCACAUACCUAUGUACUUCUUCCUAGGGAUUCUCUCUGUCUCUGAGACAUGCUACACUUUCGUCAUCCUGCCCAAGAUGCUCAUAAAUCUUUUGUCUCUGCUUAGAACAAUCUCUUUUUCUAACUGUGCCACUCAGAUGUUCUUCUUCCUUGGGUUUGCUAUCACUAAUUGUAUGCUGCUGGGGGUGAUGGGUUAUGAUCGCUAUGCUGCCAUCUGUCACCCACUUCGCUAUCCCAUUCUUAUGCACUGGAAGGUAUGUGGACAACUGGCAGCAGCUUGUGCUGGGAUUGGUUUUCUGUUCUCACUCACUGGCUCACUUUUAGCCUUUAAACUCCCUUUCUGUGGCCCAAACAAGAUCAACCACUAUUUCUGUGACAUUGUGCCAGUUAUCCGACUUGCUUGCACUGAUAUCUACAUUCAUGAACUGUUAAUCUACAUUGGUGGAGUUCUAGUUCUUAUGGUCCCUCUGAUUUUAAUAUGCAUCUCCUAUGGCCUCAUUUUUCACACAGUCAUGAAGAUCCCAUCAGCCGAAGGCAAGCGAAAAGCCUUCUCUACUUGUGCCUCCCAUCUCACUGUGGUCAUUGUCCACUAUGGCUGUGCUUCCUUUGUCUACCUGCGACCGUCAGCCAAGCACUCAUCUAGCAGAGAUAGGCUAGUGACAGUGACCUACACAGUUGUGACUCCAUUGUUGAACCCUAUGGUGUAUAGCCUCAGGAACAAAGAUGUUCAGGUGGCCAUUAGGAAAGUGAUUGGCCAAGGAAGAUUUUAUCCUAAAGCUACAAAAUGA